AUGUCAUAUUCGCAAAGUAGCAUGGGGUCGACCAAUGGCAUGGCUUUUUCGCAAUCGCAAAUGGGUUCGUUCAACACUUCUCAUUCCGUGGCAUCAACUCCAAGAGCAACACCACCGCCCCCGAAGGGAUCGCAACAGUCGACCAUGUCGUUUAGCUAUCCCAAUGGCCACGGUAUGCCUGCCAGUUCGAGGAGUAGUUAUGGUGGAUUCGAUGAACCGAAUGGCUUACCGUCAAUAUCAAACCUUCAUGAAGACUUUAAGCCGCAAAUAUACAGGGCUGUCUAUUCCAAUGUGCACGUUUAUGAAAUGGAAGUCAACGGAGUUGCGGUGAUGAAACGUCGUGACGAUUCAUGGUUGAACGCUACUCAGAUCCUUAAAGUCGCCGGCGUGGUCAAAGCUCGAAGGACAAAAACACUUGAGAAGGAGAUUGCGGCCGGUGAACAUGAAAAGGUCCAAGGUGGCUAUGGUAAAUACCAGGGUACUUGGGUGACCUUCCACAGGGGCGUGGAUCUUUGUCGGGAAUAUCACGUCGAAGAGUUAUUAAGACCGUUGCUCGAAUACGAUCCUGGCGCAAGUGGCACCGGUGGCUCCACGCACGAUAUUAUGGAUACUCCGACCAAGGAACAGGCGAUGGCUGCGCAGCGCAAGCGGCUAUACAGUGGCGUGGAUGGCAAUCGCAGCAUGUCUCAACCACAACAGGGCACCUUUUUUCAGAACAUCUCCCGCACCGCCGCUACAGCCGUCAAUGCCAUCAGCAAAGCCCGAUUCGAUUCCCCGACCGCCAGAGGAAAUGUCAACAGACGGCCGAGCGUCAUGCAAAAGUCAUUCAACAGCGAGCCUCAUAUGCCGUUCAACGCUCAGCAGAGCAUGUACAGCAUAGCGUCCGAUAAUAGCUUCAACAACCAUAUGCAGAAUGGCGGGCGAUUACCACCUGUUGAUAAUUCAGGCCUUCAUCACGAGGAAUCCGCAGAACCCCCUCGCAAACGAUUUAGAUCUACCUCCCAUCACGAGCAGUCGUUCGGGAUUCACCAGGAGCCCUCAAAUCUGUCGAUGCACGAGCCGACACCAACAGAACCAAAUGAAUCAUUUUACCAGGAAAUGGAUAUCCCAGCUUCCAUGGUGGAUGGCCACCCGCGUCCCUCUGAUCCUCUUCCUGCAGCUUCGACCCCUGAAAGGUUCCAAAAGACGAAACUCAUCAUGACCCUGUUCCUAGACAAGCGGACGAAGGAUUUCUCGAACCAUCCGGCCUUGGUCCAACUUUCCAACGAAGACCUGGAGAUUCCUCUUGACGAGUAUCAGAACAAUGCACUCCACUGGGCCGCGAUGCUUGCUCGCAUGCCCCUUGUCCACUCGCUCAUUCAGAAGGGCGUGAGCAUCUACCGUGUGAACGGUGCAGGGGAAACAGCCCUGCAAAAGUCUGUUGGGACAAGAAACAACUUGGAUUACCGGAGCUUCCCUCGCUUACUACAAGUACUUGCGCCAACGAUCGACAUGGUUGAUUACAGUGGGCGGACAAUCCUACAUCACAUUGCAGUGAUGGCGGCAACAGGAGGCGGAGGCCAUGUGUCGGCUAAGCACUACUUGGAGGCCCUACUCGAGUUUAUUGUUCGUCAUGGUGGUUCGACAGUCAAUGCGCAUGCCCCCAAUGGGACUGUCGAAAAUGGCCAAAAUGGUCCAAUCACGGGUGAAGUCAUAACACUCGGACGCUUCAUUUCUGAGAUUGUCAAUUUACGGGAUGACCAAGGAGAUACUGCACUCAACCUGGCUGGACGUGCACGCUCUGUUCUCGUACCCCAGCUCUUGGAAGUGGGAGCAGACCCUCACAUUCCGAACCACACCGGUCUCCGGCCUGCAGACUAUGGUGUUGGUGUUGAUAUGAUAGAGGGCAAUUCCCAGGCGAACAAGGGAGACUCUUUUACGGAUCAGCUUGCUAAGACCAAGAAGGAGAUCUUAGAUGCAACGUUGUCUCAAGUCACCACAAUGGUACAAGAGGCAUUAGGCGGUCUUGACCAUGAACUCGCUUCAAGUCUAACUCAGAAACAAGAAAAGUUCGAUCAUUGGCAUUCAAGGAUCCGUGAGACCGCAAAGGCUCGGCAAAUCGAGCAAAAGGGGCUCGAUGAUCUCAAACGCAAGGGUACUGAUCGUAUUGAGCUUGACCGGCGGAUCAGGAACCUCGAACGUUCAUUAGAAGACUUCUAUACAGUCCUCAAGGAUAAGCGCGGGGAAUCGCUUGACCUGUCAAAGAUGGCGGCCGUCGGAGAUGCGGAUAAAGAGUCGGGUGUUGGUAUCGAAGAAUUCGAGUCCAUCUUCCCUGAAUCGUUCGAUCCAACAGCUGGGUUAUCUGAAAAGCAAUCUGCAUAUCUCGCUUCCUUGCCUUCCCCCGAGGUCCUGCGGAAGCGGAUCGGUUGCUACCAGGGAGUGAAUGAUGAACUGUUGGCAGAGGUAGAACGUCUCAAGUCCAAGAAUGUGGUCUUGGGACAGAAUUACCGUCGAAUGGUCAUGGCCUGCACCGGGUGGUCAGCUGAGCAAGUCGAUGAAGCCGCUGAGGGAUUGACACAGUGCGUCAAGGAGCUGAACGACAAUCCGGUUCCGGAAGAUGAGGCAAUCGAGAUUUUGAUGCGAGACCGGGGGCAAGACUGGUGA
Aspergillus glaucus CBS 516.65 is the source of this 2643-nucleotide messenger RNA. RefSeq names its product putative APSES transcription factor (MbpA). Lineage: Eukaryota; Fungi; Ascomycota; Eurotiomycetes; Eurotiales; Aspergillaceae. Gene Ontology annotation, cellular component: SBF transcription complex; MBF transcription complex. Gene Ontology annotation, molecular function: protein binding; transcription coactivator activity; DNA binding. Bases 1 to 2643 code for a protein of 880 amino acids. The record is from RefSeq and is a predicted model, not a curated record. The transcript has 3 exons.